This is a messenger RNA of Anopheles nili, 1179 nucleotides long. Its product is annotated as cathepsin B-like. The transcript has a single exon. Bases 1 to 1179 code for a protein of 392 amino acids. Gene Ontology annotation, cellular component: lysosome. The record is from RefSeq and is a predicted model, not a curated record. Gene Ontology annotation, molecular function: cysteine-type endopeptidase activity. Lineage: Eukaryota; Metazoa; Arthropoda; Insecta; Diptera; Culicidae.
AUGACAGUGUGCUUGCUACUGGCAGCCGAUCUACAGUGCAUCAUGGCGCGGUUUGCAACGGUGGCUAUCGUUGGGCUUUUAUGUUUACCGUACUGCCUGUCGGUGGGCAGUGCCGAGAACAAUCUCGCCGUUAAGUUAUUUGUGAAAAGCAGUGGUGAGAGCUCGCAACCCCAACCGGGCUUUAGCAGCUACCCAGCAGCGUAUCGUGCGCGUUACGUGCCGUCAUAUGCAAGCGCCGCACCGGAGUACUUCCGCACUGGUUUCGGACACGUGGUGAUGUCGCAGGCUGCGUUCGUAGCCGAGAUCAAUAACCGCACAACGAACUGGAGCGCGGGCGUUAAUCCUAAGCGCAAUGAUCAGUAUCGUGCGGGAGUGCUGUCGGACGAAUCGAUGAAGUACCAACUGCCGCAAGCAUUCGUGUUGAAGAUGGAUGUAGACCCGCUGCCGAUGUCUUUCGACGCUCGCCAGAAGUGGUCGUACUGCCCGAGCAUGAAUGUGGUGCGUAAUCAGGGAUGCUGCGGAUCCAGCUACGCCGUUGCUGCCGUGUCUGCCAUGACGGAUCGCUGGUGUGUGCAUUCGAACGGAAAGGCCCAGUUCAACUUCGGAGCGUACGAUGUUGUGUCUUGUUGCCAUCGGUGUGGGUUCGGUUGCGAUGGUGGAGUUCCCGGUGCCGUGUGGCAGUAUUGGGUAGAGAACGGUGUCACUAGUGGCGGUGCGUUCGGAUCCCACGAGGGCUGUCACUCGUAUCCGUUUGACGUCUGCAAAAGCCCGGAAGAUGGCAACGAUGCUCCACGGUGCACGCGCUUUUGCCAACCUGGCUACAAUGUGACCUACGUGGAGGAUAAGCGGUACGGACGGGUUGCCUACUCCGUGCCCAAGGACGAAGAGCGCAUCAUGUACGAGCUGUACAAUUUCGGCCCGGUGCAGGCCUCCUUCAGCAUGUACACCGAUUUCGUGCAGUACAAGAGCGGCGUUUAUCGUCACACGUUUGGUGUGCGCGUUGGAACACACUCGGUUAAGCUGAUGGGCUGGGGAGAGGAGAAUAAUGUUAAAUUCUGGCUAUGCGCUAACUCGUGGGGCGCCGAGUGGGGUGAUGGUGGCUUUUUCAAGGUCGUUCGCGGUGAGGACCAUCUCGGUGUCGAAUCGAACGUUGUCACCGGGUUGCCAUUAUUCCGUUAA